Oryzias latipes (Japanese medaka) is the source of this 574-nucleotide messenger RNA. It is a transcript of the gene nxt2, whose product is annotated as nuclear transport factor 2-like export factor 2. NCBI's taxonomy places the organism in Eukaryota, Metazoa, Chordata, Actinopteri, Beloniformes, Adrianichthyidae. The record is from RefSeq and is a predicted model, not a curated record. Gene Ontology annotation, biological process: nucleocytoplasmic transport.
GGAAGAAGUAAUGUUAAGACCAAAAUGGCCGCGUUCCAUGCUACAUGAUUAAAAAAAAGAAAAACAAUUAAUGAAUGUUUGGAGAUUGCGCGAUAUUCUUUCAAAUAAAUUGGUUUUAUUUAAUUGUGUUAGGACAUGGCAAGCACGUUGGACUUCAGGACCCACGUUGACCAGUCUUGUAGAUAUUCAGAGGAAUUUGUCAACAUUUAUUACGACUGCAUGGAUAAAAAAAGGAGGAACCUGAUCCGGCUGUACCUGGACAAAGCCACUUUGGUCUGGAACGGGAAUGCGGUGUCAGGGCAAGAAGCCCUGAGUGCAUUUUUUGAGUCCCUGCCGUCGAGCGAAUUUCAGGUUCAAACACUGGAUUGCCAGCCUGUACAUGAACAAGCAACUCAAGGCCAGACGACUCUACUUGUGGUUACUGGUGGAAUAGUCAAGUUUGAAGGCAACAAGCAGCGUUUCUUCAACCAGAACUUUCUCCUCACUGCUCAGGCGACGCCGAACAACGACCAGCCCGUCUGGAAGAUUGCAAGCGACUGUUUCCGAUUUCAGGACUGGAAUAGUUGAAGCUGGG